CACCUGUUUGUGCUGAGGGCCAUGCUAGAGGAACAAAGGGCUCAUCCUCUAGAGUGCAUGAAGGACGACAAAGGUUUCGCUUUUCUUCAGGCUACAAGCUAACUAACCCUAACAAGAAAUGCAGGCUUUGUGGUGGGUUUGGCUAACUGGCUGUUUAAACUGGAACAGAUGAGUCUGCAGGACCAGCUGGAGAACGGCCCCAACGCUCAGCUGGCUCGACUGCAGCAAGAGAACUCCAUCCUCCGAGAGGCCCUGAACCAGGCGACUAGCCAGGCCGAGAGCAGGCAGAAUGAAGAGCUGGUCCGUCUCAGGCGGGACUGCACCCGUCUGGAGCGGGAGUUAACCGAGCGCACUGAUGCUCUGCAAGCUUGCGAGGAGCUCAGAAAGAGCCUGGAGGUCAAAAUGGCUGCCGCCGAGCAAGAACGGUCCCGAGUCCAGCUGGACCAUGCAGACACCGAGCGCGCUCAGCAGCGGCGGCUGGAGGAAGUGUGUUUGCAGCUGAAAUCAAUGCAGCAGGAAGCUGCUGCAUUGAUUGAGCGGUCAGUGUUUCUGUUAGCAUGUAGCCAACUCAGCCGACUGAUCAAUGCUCCCCCCUCUUCCAGCUGGCUGAUGUGCCCUUGAGCGAGGCACUUAUCCUCCUCAAUUGCUCCCCGGGCGCCUGACGUGGCAGCCCACUGCUCCUGUGUGUUUCACUGCAUGUUGUGUGUCGCAUAUGUACUGUACUGUAAUGUUAGCAUGUCCUGCUAACCGCCUGCAGUAUGUUAGCAUGUCCUGCUAACUGCUUGCAGUAUGUUAGCAUGUCCUGCUAACUGCCUGCAGUAGCCUAGAGUUAACGUACAGUUACAGGUUACAGGUUAAGCUAGGAAAAGCUCUGAGACAUUGACUGAGAGCGUUCAAGCUUUAAAAUUAGCAUCUCUUGACACUUUAACAACACCAGCAAAGGUUAUCCAAGAGAGCUAAACACUGAUAGGCAUCACAAGUCUUCUAUGUUGUAAAAAUGAAAACAGCACCAGGCUACAACUUUUUCUUUGUCGCAUUACAUCAGGACCAACUAGCUCUUCACUGUCU
This is a messenger RNA of Scatophagus argus, 1068 nucleotides long. RefSeq names its product ribosome binding protein 1b (gene rrbp1b). The record is from RefSeq and is a predicted model, not a curated record. Gene Ontology annotation, cellular component: endoplasmic reticulum membrane. The coding region runs from base 169 to 621 and encodes 150 amino acids. Lineage: Eukaryota; Metazoa; Chordata; Actinopteri; Scatophagidae. The transcript has 3 exons.